This is a messenger RNA of Xyrauchen texanus (razorback sucker), 4158 nucleotides long. Its product is annotated as meiosis regulator and mRNA stability factor 1. Gene Ontology annotation, cellular component: clathrin adaptor complex; clathrin-coated vesicle. Gene Ontology annotation, molecular function: RNA nuclease activity; RNA binding; clathrin-cargo adaptor activity. Gene Ontology annotation, biological process: intracellular protein transport; vesicle-mediated transport. NCBI's taxonomy places the organism in Eukaryota, Metazoa, Chordata, Actinopteri, Cypriniformes, Catostomidae. The transcript is spliced from 24 exons. The record is from RefSeq and is a predicted model, not a curated record. The coding region runs from base 48 to 3860 and encodes 1270 amino acids.
ACGGAGACGACUGGAGGCACCGCGACUGGAGCGAGACGAGCGUUUUCAUGGAGGUCCGUAAGCCGGUUCUGGAGCUGAAGGAUGUUCCUCCCCCUCCCCUUCACAGCACUGCCACAAAACCCAUCCCACUACAGCAAUCCUGUCUCUGCCCUCUUUUGGAACCCCGCCCCACACAGCUGCAGACAGGCAACCUAAGCGUAAGCGUGUGUUCGUGCUGUGAAGCGUCCGUACACCUGCGGCAGACCUCCAGCGGGAGUGCUGAUGUGGACACUGGUGGAGGGUUUCCUUUGUAUCUCUCUCACUCGCCGACAGACACCCGCUCUGGCCCUCACCCCCCCUCUCUUGACCGGCGGGGCCCGGAAGUGCCAUUGCAGACCCCCGGAAGCUUUGGGCCACUCUCUGCCUCUGCUACACGCUGCCACGCGGCCUGCUGCACGAGUCUGCGGCAGACACGCAUCUGUCCGUCUGUGUCGGGUAUCUGCCACUGUCGUGGAGACGCGCGAGUGCAGCAACACUCUUUUUCACGUGGUGACCCCCCCCCACCCACUCACCUCUGCUCUAACUCACUACACCUCAGUGUUGAACGCACCCCACUCUGUGUGACAGGCGCGCACUGUUUGCAGGACUGUUGGAGGAAGAGUUUGGGUGUCGACUCCGAGAAUGUUUGGCCAAACAUUCCUCCUCCCGUCCCUGUGCCGUUGUGCAACGGCUGUGGGGUGACUGGAACGCCCUCUGAUGGUCUGCUGGGUGCCCACCUCAACAAACCCACCAAGAAAUAUGUUUCUCCAGAGAGCGGCACACAGGAAGCGCUGCCACCUGUCGGGGUUUUCUGGGACAUCGAGAACUGCGCGGUACCCAGCGGGCGCUCUGCGGCGACGGUGGUGCAGAGACUGAGAGAGCGAUUCUUUCAGGGUCACCGUGAGGCUGAAUUCAUCUGUGUGUGUGACAUCAACAAAGAGAAUAAAGCUGUUAUACAGGAACUCAACAACUGCCAGGUGACAGUCGCCCACAUCAACGCUACAGCCAAAAACGCAGCGGAUGACAAACUGCGGCAGAGUCUGCGGCGAUUCGCAGAGACCCACACCACCCCCGCCACAGUCAUCGUUGUUUCAUCCGAUGUAAACUUUGCCAGCGAGCUGAGCGACCUGAGGCAUCGUCACGGUUUCCAGGUGAUUCUGGUUCACAAGAGUCAGGCGUCAUCUGCCCUCCUGCAGCACGCGCACCAGCGCGUCCCCUUCGAGGAGUUUGUGUCGGAUCUCCCGCCUGGAAUGAUCAUCAAAUCACAGCCCAGUUUCAGUCUUCUGUUUGUGCAUCGUCUCCCCACACACUGUGACACCAAAGCUGUCACUAACCGUCUGCAGCGCCUCUCCAAUAACUGCGGAGGGAAAGUGUUGGGCGUGUCCGGUGGCUGUGCCGUGCUCCGCUUCUCCAGCAUCAACGCGGCCGAGCGCGCCCGCAAACGCAUGGACAACGAAGACGUCCUGGGUCACCGCAUCAUGGUGUCUUUCUCGCCCGAUGGCCCAGAGGAGGAAGAGGAGCAUCGGCGUCCCGCCGCCUCCUUUUUGCCGUUCCUCCCUGCGGAGAAGGCACGGUCAUCCCGUCGCCUGCGGCGGGCGUCUCGGGCAAACUACGUCCCUGAGCGCCCAUAUAGCCCCAGGAGAGCGGGCCACGCCUCCUCGUGCAGCCCAGUGAUGAAACUCCUCCCCCAGGCAGUGUGUGGUGCAGUUCGACCUGCGUCUGCGUCUCCUCAGAGUCACAGUCUUGUGUCUGCGGCCAGUAAACCCGUGGAGCUGCUGCAGCGCGGACGGAGAUGUGAUUCUCCUGGGCAGCAGUUUGAAGUCAGCACUCCUUCAGCGUUCAAUAAACUAAGUUUGCAGCGCAGUUUCAGUCCCAUCAUGCUCUCUCAGAGCUCGUGGUCAUCACGGAGCGCAUCACCCUGCCUGUCGAAUCGCUCGUCUCCGCUGAGUGUUGCAUCUCACAGCAGCUGUGCCGAGGGCCCCCUGGAGCCGUUCUCUGAUGGGGCCGAUAUUCAGGUCACUAAUCUGGACUACAGGAUGUCUCGUAAAGACUUGCAGCAGAUACUGAGAGACACUUUCGCUAAACACGGCAGAGUGAAGAGUGUAGAUCUGAGUCCUCACACAGAUUAUCAGUUGAAGGCACGGGUGCACAUGAGUUCAUUGCAACAGGCCAUCGGCGCCGUCAGUCUUCUGCAUCGCUAUAAAAUCGGCAACAAGCGGAUUCACGUGUCGCUCAUCACUGGAGCCAAUAACAAAUCGCUCACCUGUCUCAGCUCCGAGAUCAUCAGUAUUCUGCAGGAUGCUCCAGCAAACUGUCUCCCACUCUUCAAAUUCACAGAGACUUAUGAGAGGAAGUUCAGUCAUAAGCUGGUGGUGAGUGAUUUGUACCGUCUGCCUGAUCUGGUGUGUGUGCGUGAGCAGGGCGGCGGGCGGCUCGUGUGUCUGUUGUCCAGCUCUCAGGCUCGACAGAGUCCGUUAGGAUCCGCACACUCUCACGACGGCUCCAACACCGCCAGUCCUGUUCUGUUUGAAGAGCUUGAGUACCAUGAGCCCGUCUGCAGACGGCACUGGACCCAACAGGACUUCAGUGAAUCGGAUUUUGAUCCGGAUUCAUACACGAUCCCAUUUGUUCUGGUGUCUCUGAAAGUUCUGGCUGCUCAUGUGCACAGUUUACUGCAGAGUCAUGAGGGAAUGUUACCACUGCUCAGUUUCCCAGAAUGCUAUGCUGCAGAAUUCAGUCCGUUGACCCUUGUGGAGGAGGGGGGGCAGGAUGGGAGUGUCCCGCUUGAACAUCUCAUUACCUGCAUCCCUGGAGUUACCAUAGUAAUGGCCCAGAAUGGAUUUAAAAUCAUCAAAUGGAUUCAUAACAACCCCCCUCCACCCAACGCAGAUCCGUGGCUGCAACGCAGUAAAAGUCCUGUUGGAAACCCACAGCUGAUCCAGUUCAGUCGAGAGAUGGUGGAUCUGAUGAAGAACCAGCCGUCCUGUUUAAUGCCCAUCACAAAGUUUAUUCCAGCGUAUCACCACCAUUUCGCCAAGCAGUGCCGCGUGUCGGACUACGGAUACUCCAAACUCCUAGAGCUGCUGGAGGCUGUUCCUCAUGUGCUGCAGAUCCUGGGUUUGGGCUCAAAGCGUUUGUUGACGUUGACUCAUCGUGCUCAGGUGAAACGUUUCACUCAAGACCUGCUGAAGUUGCUGAAGUUUCAGGCCAGUAAACAGGUGGUGAUCAGGGACUUCAUGCAGGCGUAUCACUGGUGUUUCUCCAAGAACUGGCAGGUAUUUCAUCAGUGUGUUCGCUUGUCACGCUUUGAAAGUGACCGAACGAUUUCCUUCAUUCCACCUGACGGAGAUUCUGAACUCAUGUCAUACCGCAUCAACACACACGUGAAGCCGCUCAUUUGGAUCGAGUCUGUUAUCGAGAAGUUCUCUCACAGUCGAGUGGAGAUCAUGGUGAAGGCUAAAGGGCAGUUUAAAAAGCAGUCUGUAGCUAAUAAUGUUGAGGUUCGUGUUCCUGUGCCGAGUGACGCAGACUCUCCAAAGUUUAAAACUAGCACAGGUCACGCUAAAUACGUUCCUGAGAAGAAUAUGGUGGUGUGGAGUAUUAAAUCAUUCCCGGGUGGAAAAGAGUUUCUGAUGCGAGCUCACUUUUGCCUGCCGAGUGUGGAAAAUGAUGAAAAGGAGGGAAAACCUCCGAUCACAGUGAAGUUUGAGAUCCCAUAUUUCACUGUGUCGGGUAUACAGGUACGAUACAUGAAGAUUAUUGAGAAGAGUGGCUAUCAGGCACUACCGUGGGUGCGCUACAUCACUCAAAGUGGAGAUUAUCAACUGAGGACAAACAGCUAAUGAGUGCUGCAGUGUUUCGGCCUUGCAUAUACACUUAAGGGACUGACAGUUGCACAUGUGUUUUGACAAAUUUAUGUGAUAUGCCUAUAGAUUUUAUUGUCUGUCAAAAAGAUUUUCUUUUUAAGGAAAACAAGAUUACUGUGUAAAUUGUUGAUGCUGAAUGUAAACAAACCAACCAUUUCAGUCAUAAUGAAUGUGCACCAAAUUGUUCAAUGUCAAUCAUUUUUGUUCAUCCUAAUAUUGCAAUAAAUAAAAUGUUUUUGUGGGUAUUUCCCAGACUUUACUGUGAGUUAUUCCA